GCUCUCCUGGUCUCUGGUUCCCAAAAGCCUUUUUAUGGUUCAAGUGUGCCAACAGCUGAUUUUCUGUGGCAGAGAAACACAGAGCAGUCAGGAGAGAGAGAGAGAACAAGGGACCAGCUUCAUGUCUCUGUCCCAGAUCACCCCAACCCUUUUCCUGGGCGGAUCCGAUGCCCCUCUCAAUCGAGCUCUCGUGGCUCGUAAGAGCAUCACCCUCAUCGUAAACGCCACCCUGUCCCACAGCUGCCCCACAUACCCAGGAGUUGAAUGUAUACGUGUGGCUGUUCCUGAUCUUCCCACUGCACGUCUGAGUGACCACUUUGACCGAGUAGCAGCCCGCAUUCAUAACAACCGAGCAGGUGGGACGUUGGUGCAUUGUGCGGCAGGCAUGAGCCGCUCCCCUGCUCUGAUCAUGGCCUACCUCAUGAAGUACAAAGGAGUGACGUUGUGCCAGGCGCACAACUGGGUGAGGCAGAGUCGACCCUCGAUCCGCCUCAACGAAGGAUUCUGGGACCAGCUUCUGGACUAUGAAAAGGGACUUUAUGGGAAAAAUACUGUGAAAGUUGCUGCUCCAUUGGAAGUGAACAAAAUGGGCAAAAUGAUGCAUAGAUACAGUCUGAGAGAUGUUCCAUCAUCUCCAAGGCUAGGCUGGUUUAGACGAUAGAAUUGUAAAAAGAAGAAAAUCACAUGGUAACAUUUGAUUUGUUUAUUAGCCCUAAAGUUGAAUCAGUUCCAGCAUUGUUUUUACUGAACAAUCUCACUCUCAAAAUCUUUUCCACGGUUCAAGUGCCUUCAUUACCCCUUAAACAUUAUUAGUACUUAUGUUUCAUUAAAAAUAGAAUUCAAUUAUAAAAGUUUCAUUCCAAGUUAUAGUAUUCAACCCUCCCUAUAAUGUUAUCAUCAACAUUUUGGACUCAGUUUUAAAAAUUGGGAUAAAUUGCAGUGAGGUCACUGGUGCUAAAAGAUUCAGAAUUCACAUCAGUGAUUUGACGCUAUUGGGUUUUGAAAGCAGCGUGUUUAAAAGUGUGUGUGAGAAGGCAACUCUUUAAUGCUGUUUAUGUAAAAAAAAUUGAGCAUGUAAAACUUUUGUAACACCAAUUUUUUUUUUUUUUACACAAAAUACAUCUGAUAUGAAUCAUUUAUUUAUUUGGGUUUUUCUGCCUAUCAAACUAUGGGAAAAGUGUGGAAAAGUGGGAAAAGUGUGUUGUUUGGUCCACUUAAAUUACAAUAAUUAUAUGACUAAUGAUAAUGAUAAGA
Molecule: messenger RNA, 1254 nt
Organism: Silurus meridionalis
Lineage: Eukaryota; Metazoa; Chordata; Actinopteri; Siluriformes; Siluridae
Product: dual specificity protein phosphatase 18
Exons: 2
Coding region: 35-661 (208 amino acids)
Biological process (GO): protein dephosphorylation
Cellular component (GO): cytoplasm
Molecular function (GO): MAP kinase tyrosine/serine/threonine phosphatase activity
Source: RefSeq, a predicted model, not a curated record